Messenger RNA from Apaloderma vittatum (bar-tailed trogon), 2754 nucleotides. RefSeq names its product mastermind-like 2 (Drosophila) (gene MAML2). The transcript is spliced from 4 exons. Lineage: Eukaryota; Metazoa; Chordata; Aves; Trogoniformes; Trogonidae. The annotation marks the transcript as partial. Gene Ontology annotation, cellular component: nucleoplasm. Gene Ontology annotation, molecular function: transcription coactivator activity. The record is from RefSeq and is a predicted model, not a curated record. Gene Ontology annotation, biological process: positive regulation of transcription of Notch receptor target.
CUCCAAGGCUCCUUGAAGAGAAAGUUGGUGGUAAAUCUGUCCCCUGUCAACAAGAGGCCCAAUGGUAUUUCAGAGAGCUCUUUCCUGGACAUUAAGAGGAUAAGAGUGGGUGAUAAUAUCUCAGUGGGACAAGGUGGACAACAUGUAAACAAUUGCCAAAGCCAGUCAAUGUCAGGAACUAUGUCUGUGGGGCAAGGAUCCCAAAGAAAGGUGAGCAACCUAGCAAACAACACACAUGCUACUGGGAAUGGCAUGUUUAAUAUGACUCUGAAAGAGGUAAAGAAAGAGCCAGGAGAAACAAUGUCCUGCAGCAAACACUUAGAUGGCCAGACAUCCCAUGAGAACAUGUUCCCUAACAGAUAUGGGGAAGACUCAUGGGACCAAAUGAUGGAUCUGGAGCUUCAGGAACUGUUUAAUGAACUGACUAACAUAUCAGUGCCACCAAUGAGUGAUCUUGAAUUAGAGAAUAUGAUAAAUGCAACGAUAAAGCAAGACGAGCCAUUCAACAUUGACCUUGGGCAGCAGAGCCAGAGGGGCCCUGUGAGGUCUCUGCAGAUGGAUAAGAUGGUGAUAAAAAGUGAAUAUGCACCAGGCAUGAGUCAGGCUCCUGUGGGCUCCCCACAGAUGAGACCUUCUUCUACAGGUCCAGCCUUCACUAUGGCCACCACUGCCAUGUCCACCUCUUCACCCAUCCCUUCGGUGCCUCAGAGUCAAACACAGGUUUCACAGGUCUCUUCUGCGCCCAGUCGGCCAUUGCCUAACUGGCAGGAGGUGUCUCACGCGCAGCAGCUCAAACAGAUCGCAGCCAACCGGCAGCAGCAUGCCUUGAUUCAGCAGCAACAGCAGCAGCAGAACCAGACAGCCAACUGGUCCACUCUGUCUCCAUCAGGACCUUCUCCUGGACCCUUCGUGCAAGAGAAAAUCCCCAGUCCUUCUUUUCGCCAGCAGCAAUUCAGCCCACAAAGCUCAGCAAUGCUUGGGGUACCAGUGAAUGGCAACCAGUCGAAAGGGAUGAGCAACUAUGUUUAUAAACCAACCACUCCCCAGAGCAACCCCAUGGACAUAAUCAUGCAACAGAAGCCUCAGGACCUCAACAGAAACUUUAUUAACAGUGCUCAGCCACCACUAGAGCAGCAUCAUGGCAACACAAAGCCUUUGUUUCACUUUAACUCAGAGCAAACAAACCAGCAGAUGCCUUCAGUUUUGGGUUCCCAAAACAAGCCUGCCCUUCUGCACUACACGCAGCAGUCACAGGGUUCAGCCCCUGUGCAACAGCCUCCGCAACAGCAGCAACAGCAGCCUCAACCGCAGCCUGCGCAGCCUCUUCCGAACCAGUCUCUUCAAAGGCCACCCAACGUACCCCUAGCAAUGCAGCAAAAAAUGAUGCUUCAGAAAAUGCAGCAAAGCCAGCAAAUCUCAGGUUUGCAGUAUCCAGUCUCUCAGCAGCAUAGACAGGAUCAACACUCUGUGGUAGGCCAGGGAGCUGGCCCCACUCCAAGCUCCAGUUCUUGCUCAAAUCCAAACACUGGAAGUGGUUACAUGAACUCAUCCCAGCAAUCAAUGUUGAAUCAGCAACUGAUGGAAAAGAAACAGGCUCUGCAACGGCAAAUGAUGGAGCAAAAACAACUCCUUCUACAGCAGCAGAUGUUGGCAGAAGCCGAGAAAAUAACUCCACAAGAUCAGCUGAACAGACACUUGACACGGCCACCACCAGAUUAUAAAGACCAAAGAAGGAACGUGGUCAACAUGCAACAAGGAAACCAAUAUCCUGGUGGUUCACCAGCUGUGAGUAUAAGCUCCAACAACAUGUCCUUAUCCAACCCAAUUUCAACUCACAGCAUCAUGCCCCAGAGCUCCAGCCUCAUGUCCACCGCCACAGGGACCCGAAUGCCUUCUGUUCCUGCCGCUCGGAGUAUGGGCUGCUACGGCAACCUUCCUUGCAACCAACCAAACACAUACAAUGUGACUUCAGGAAUGAACCAAAUGCAGCCUCACAGAAACCAAAAUCAAGUCCUGCCCAGUCAGAAUAACGCCAUGAUGUCUCGACAGCAAACCAUGACGCAGGGAAACAAUGCGGCGGCUUUUGGGACGGCAUCAGUGGUCAACUCACAGCAAGUAAGGCCAAGCUUGAACCACGGAGCCACAGGUAUCCCCACACAGAGGCCGGCCAACGUGAUGAUCACAGCUACUGCCACUGCCCAGAACUGGGCCCCGCAAGAACCUGCGGUGAAGCAGCAGGAUGCACUGAAACCCACAGGGGUCCGCUUCCCCACCAGCACUCCAUAUCCUAACCAGUCUUUGCAACGCAGUGUAGGCAACCAGCAUUUUCCUCAGCGUGCAUUGGCACCUCCUAGUCAGUUAACAGCGGGAGUCCAGCUGAGGCCUCCUCUGAACCAAAUGCACCAGACUCUGAACGGGCAGUCUGCUGGCUCACUGCGAGCACACGGCAUAAGACCUAACCAGCUGAGAGGACAGACCAUGCCUACCAUGAAUCAGCCAGGAACAAGCAUGACACCUCCUUCAUCUCUGCCAUCAACCAGUUUCACAUCUACCAACCAAAACUCUCGCGCUUACCAAGGAAACGAUCAUGGUAAUGACCUAGCGUUUGACUUUCUGAACCAGCAAGGUGACAGUAUAGGACCUGCGCUCAACAGUGACUCAGACUUUAUAGAUUCUUUACUGAAAACAGAACCUGGUAACGAUGACUGGAUGAAAGACAUCAACCUCGAUGAAAUUUUGGGGAACCACUCGUAA